Molecule: messenger RNA, 612 nt
Organism: Caenorhabditis remanei
Lineage: Eukaryota; Metazoa; Nematoda; Chromadorea; Rhabditida; Rhabditidae
Exons: 4
Coding region: 1-612 (203 amino acids)
Source: RefSeq, a predicted model, not a curated record
AUGACAAACUUUCCCAAGGAUUCCAAACAGAAAACGCGAGUGCGAAACAUGGAGACAUCCCUCAUCUUUUUCCUUGGAGUCGAAGUGAUGUUCGGUGCUCUGGAGUUCUUCUUCAUGAGUCCAGUAGUCUUGCACAGCUACAAAAUUAUCAAAAUCUUCUUUAUCAUUUGGAUUCCGAAUCUUGUGAUCGCUUCCUUCUUCUUCCUCGCCGUCAAACCGGGUAUCUUCGCCAUGUAUCGUGCAGGAUUUAGAAUGAUUCAUUUCACCGUCAUCGCCAACAUCUACUACUGGUACAGACUAAUGCCCGUGUCCGUAUGUACUAUUGGUCUCUGUGUUGUCGAAUUCAUCUGUCUUGUCGAUGGAGUGUCAAAUGAGAAAAUGACGUAUCCUGGCCAAUGGAUUCUCACAAUCGUCCACAAACUGAGAAAAUCUCCGCAAGAGACUGCCAUCGAAAUGAUCUCUCUCCACUCGUCCACAAAUGAUAACUUUCUGUCUGAAGUUAACGAAAAACCCUUCGCGCGAGAAUUGGACACUUCUCUACAUUACUCGAGUGACGAAGACUCAAUUCCCCCAUUUUCAUCGCUUGAACCCCUUGGUAUAUUUGUUGUCUGA